Messenger RNA from Gossypium arboreum, 861 nucleotides. RefSeq names its product WEB family protein At3g51220-like. The transcript is spliced from 2 exons. NCBI's taxonomy places the organism in Eukaryota, Viridiplantae, Streptophyta, Magnoliopsida, Malvales, Malvaceae. Bases 102 to 752 code for a protein of 216 amino acids. The record is from RefSeq and is a predicted model, not a curated record.
UAUUUAAAAGCAGAUCUUUGUCACCACCUGACCGUUCAUUCAAUUUUCCCCUACACCCUUCUUUGAAACUGGAUUUCACACUGCUUCCUAAAGUACAAGCCAUGGAAAACGAGCAAGGCGGCGGCAGCAUCGUUGUCGUUGGACGGGCAGAGAUCGAUACCAGACCACCCUUUCGCUCUGUUAAAGAGGCUGUCAUGUUAUUUGGAGAAAAGGUUCUUGUUGGUGAAAUUUAUGCCAACAAGCUCAAAGAGAUGAAGGCUCAGGCAGGAGAAAGUGGGAAAGGUGAAUCCAAGAUUGCAGCCUUAACAGCCGAGCUAGAAGAAAUGAAGCAAAACUUGCAAAAGGCGAAAGAGGAAGGCAACUCGAUGUCGUAUUACAUAAAAACGCUGACGGAAGAGCUCGAACGAACAAAAAAGGAACUGCAACAGUUCAAGGCAAAAGAGUUCCAGAAGCAGCGGUUUGAUCCCAAUAUAGAAGACUUCAAGUUUGCUGAGAGCACAACGAAAAUCAUGACACAACAUGAAGAGCCAGAGGAGUUUCAAAAGAAGAGGUACGUGAAAUUUGCUAGCCCUCCUUCAUUAGCUCAAGUUAUCGUCAAUCAAGAUGGAACCCCGGAAAAAACGGCCUCAGUUAAGAAAGUUCGAAGGAAGCCACUCGUCCCCAUUAUUGGAUGGCUAUUCCAAAAGAAGAAAGCAAGUCAAGAAGAUGAUCAUCUGUCCCUAAGAACAAACGAGGUCCAGAGGCAUUAUUAGCUGAGCAAGUAACUUCUUUUUUUUAUGUUGCCACCAACAAAGAUUGGAGCUUGUGCCAUUACUCACAGGUCAGAACAUGAAAUAAAACCAGAUUAGUGUACCAUAAAAA